GAACCUUGCGGCUAUUCAGGACAGGGAGAUUUGUUGCUACUCUAUAUCGUGCAAGGAGAAGGAGAACAUAGAUAUAACAUUACAGUGGCUGAUCCAACACUCCAAGUCCGGCCGCUGAGGCGGGCCAAUCGGAAGCCUGUGCAUUUAUACUAGCAUGACGAUGUCACGGUGAUGUCACUUCCUGGUUUAGUCUUUCCACCUCCGUGGUGUUUUGAGUCCUAGGGUGCGAGUGAGCCGUAGACUCGCUAAGGAAAUUGAUGGUCAAAAAACAUUCAAAUGAACGCAUGCUUUCGGGCG
Molecule: messenger RNA, 297 nt
Organism: Priapulus caudatus
Lineage: Eukaryota; Metazoa; Priapulida; Priapulimorpha; Priapulimorphida; Priapulidae
Product: ADP-ribosylation factor-like protein 8B-A
Biological process (GO): anterograde axonal transport
Cellular component (GO): lysosomal membrane
Molecular function (GO): GTPase activity; GTP binding
Source: RefSeq, a predicted model, not a curated record